Molecule: messenger RNA, 620 nt
Organism: Hordeum vulgare subsp. vulgare (domesticated barley)
Lineage: Eukaryota; Viridiplantae; Streptophyta; Magnoliopsida; Poales; Poaceae
Exons: 2
Coding region: 104-424 (106 amino acids)
Source: RefSeq, a predicted model, not a curated record
CACAGCUCCUGCAUGCCCUCUCUAGCCUCUCUCUCUAGCUUCUUCCAUCUGAGCUGAGCUGAAGAGCGAUCAGUACUACUCUCUUAAUCACAUCUCUGAUAGGAUGAGGAGCUCCAGCUGCUUGUCACUGUGCGCGGCUGUGAUCCUGCUUCUGGUACUGGCUUCGGCCAUGGAGGCUGGAGCCAUCCGGCUGGACGCGGGGACCCGGGCGUCGGUGAACGGCAGCGGCAACCAAAUGACCGUCGAUAAACCGGCGAGCGGGAACAAUGUCGUCGAUGUGGUCAUGGGCUCUGCUGGCUCCGUAAGCGAGGCGAAGAAGAACGUACACGUUGCCGCGAGUGAAGUCAGGGCGGUGGCCCAUAAGAUGCCGGAGUUCCAUGAGGACUACUACGGCCCGAGUGAUCACAGCCCUAGGCACCACUGAUGGAGCAAAUUCUUCUUGGUUUGCUUUGUUUGUGUUUCCUCUCUCGAUGGAUGAACUCUUGUAGAACAGAGUAUUUAUAGCUAGGGUAGACGGCGACGGCUGUAGGCUAUUCAUGUAAGCUCAAGCAGUGGGCACAUGUGGCAAUAGAUAGAUAGCGUUGAUGUGCUGACAUUCUUGGCAAUACGAAGUUUGAAUU